AUGGACAAACCCCCUUCAUCGGCAUCACCCUCAUCCUCGAACAAGAAUAAAUCCCCCUCGCACGGAACCGCAAACUACAUCUCUUCGUCAGGGCACAUCUUGGAGACACCCCCCCUCUCCGCCCGCAUCUCCCGCCUCUCCGACGACAUCUACAACUUCCUGGGCCUGUACUUGGUGUCCCUGUUCUCGCUCGACCCCUACACCGCGGCCCAGAACAGCCAGUUCAACACCCGUGGCCGCCCCAACGCGUACCAGGAGCGUCCGCGCUGGAGCGGUGGCGGGACGAAUCGUCUCGGCGGCGCCACAGGAUCAGGGAGCAGUUCUUGGGGAAGAGGUGGCAGUGGAGCUGGAGGUGCUGGACCGGCGAGGAGGAUGGGCGGUAUUGACGAUGUGCGCGCCCCGGAGUGUGGAAGCUGUGGCUGA
Fonsecaea erecta is the source of this 423-nucleotide messenger RNA. RefSeq lists its product as hypothetical. The transcript has 2 exons. Lineage: Eukaryota; Fungi; Ascomycota; Eurotiomycetes; Chaetothyriales; Herpotrichiellaceae. The record is from RefSeq and is a predicted model, not a curated record. Bases 1 to 423 code for a protein of 140 amino acids.